This is a messenger RNA of Papilio polytes (common Mormon), 7211 nucleotides long. It is a transcript of the gene dop, whose product is annotated as microtubule-associated serine/threonine-protein kinase 3. Gene Ontology annotation, molecular function: magnesium ion binding; protein serine/threonine kinase activity; ATP binding. Lineage: Eukaryota; Metazoa; Arthropoda; Insecta; Lepidoptera; Papilionidae. The record is from RefSeq and is a predicted model, not a curated record. The coding region runs from base 233 to 5260 and encodes 1675 amino acids. Gene Ontology annotation, biological process: intracellular signal transduction; peptidyl-serine phosphorylation. The transcript is spliced from 37 exons.
GUCACUUUUCGAUCGUACAAAGUCGUGUGUCGUGUUUGAAAAUUAUGGCUUAAAAUAAAAAAAAAAUAAAGUCCUGUUUUCUACCUUAAUAUUAUGCGAGUAAAUUCGCUUAAUAUACUUGUGCAAAUUCAUUGGUGUGGUGUUAUUAUCGUGAAGUAAAGGGUAAUAAUUGAUAUGUGAUCAUAAAUGGCGAUAAUAUCGGUAUAUUUGUGUGUUAUGUUGUGAGAGAGCGAUGGAUCGGCGGUGUUCACAAUCUGUCCGGACGCUUAUUUUCGAUGAUUCGGACUCGGAUUUACCGAACAUCGGUAAGAAAAAGGAUCUAUCAUCGACGGGGGCUCCUUCAUCUUUAAAUCAGAGUGCUGAAGAUGCCAGCAAGGCGUUGCGGAGCAAUCUCCUGCGCAUGCGCAGGUCAGCACUCGGCAAAUCGGCCCCAGCGCUUUCUGUCCAUGUGAAAGAGUCAUGUGCGGUGUCAAGGCGGCCGUCUCGACUGCCUCCUCCGCCACCACAUCACAGGCUAUCUCUGGUGGUUGGUUCAGGGCGGUGCAGUUCCCCGGGUACGGGCCCACUGUCGCCGGCGGAGGGCCCUCGUUGGCCGCACGCUCACCACGCCCAUCCUCUGCAUCACGCUCUUUUGUCGUCCAGUGUCAAACGCGGCAAGGAGAUAGAUGGCAGAAGAUGGUCGGUGGCGUCGCUGCCUUCGUCUGGGUAUGGGACAACGCCCGGCAGCUCCAGUCUGUCACAGUCGCAAUGCUCGUCCCAGGAGCGUCUGUUGGCGGCGCAGGGCGCGUACGAACCGCCGCGUGCGCCCUGCCCGCACUGCCAGCAGCAUCAGAACUCGCUCAACAGCUCGCAGGGGUCCGGCAUGAACUGGGCGUCGCUGUCGGACAGCGGGGGCAGCGGCCACGCCCCGCGCGCGCCCUCGCCACGCCCCGCACCGAAGCGUGUACGCAGUCGCAGUCUCAGUUCGCCGUCGCGGUCGCCGGGGGGCGGGUCUGGCGGCGAGGGCGCGCGCGAGGACGCCGUCACAGCGAUGUCCGCGCUCUUCGCCGCGCGCUUCCCCGCCGCACAGAAACACAUGGAUGACAAAUUGCGGGGACUUAUUGACGAGUUGACGGAACUUGACAAGAAACCUGACAGGCCUCCUAUAGAAAGAUUUGUUCAACGACAGGUGUUGGAGAUGGCGCGUGAUUGUUUACACAAGUCGGAAUCCAAGCAGGUGACCAGCACGUACUUCUAUGACAUGGCGGACAGUCUCGACAGGUUGUUAGCUGAGACUCGUGAGAAGUCUGCGGAGGCGGGUGCGCAAGUGGCGCCGCUGGUGACGCGACUGGUGCUGGCGAUGGCGCGCCCGGCGAGACUGCUAGAGUGCCUGGAGUUCGACCCUGAGCGCUUCUACCGCCUGCUAGAGGCCGCUGAGGGGCAUGCCAGGCAGUCGCAGGGUAUAACGACGGACAUCCCGCAGUACAUAAUACACAAGCUGGGGUUGUCACGUGACCCGCUGGCGGAACUGCACGCGCCGCCCCCGCCGCCGCCGCCGCCCCCGCAGCACUCCGCCUCGCCCUCCAAGGGGCGUGGCCGCCAGUCGCCGCCGGGCGCGCCCCCCGGCGGCGCCCCGCCCAGCGAGAACGACUACCACGUCAUCAAACUGAUCUCCAACGGCGCGUACGGCGCAGUCUACCUCGUCAAACACAAACUAACCAGACAGAGAUAUGCAAUGAAGAAGAUAAGCAAGAACAAUCUAAUCCUGAGGAACCAAGUGGAGCAGGCCUUCGCGGAGAGAGACAUCCUCAGUUUUGCUGAUAAUCCUUUUGUGGUGACGAUGUACUGUUCGUUCGAGACGAAGCGCCAUCUGUGUUUGAUCCUGGAGUUCGUGGAGGGCGGCGACUGCGCCACGUUGCUGCGCGCCGGCCCCCUGCCGCCCGACAUGGCGCGACAUUACUUCGCUGAGGCAGUGCUCGCUGUCGAGUAUCUGCAUUCAUACGGCAUCGUGCAUAGAGACCUCAAGCCUGAUAACCUUCUUAUAACUGCGACGGGACAUAUAAAGUUGACGGAUUUUGGACUAAGCAAAAUGGGCCUUAUGUCGUUGGCUACAAAUCUGUACGAAGAGUACGCGGACCGCGAGGCGCGUCAGUUCUCCGACAAGCAAGUCUGCGGUACGCCGGAGUAUAUCGCUCCUGAAGUUAUACUGAGACAAGGUUACGGCAAGCCUGUGGACUGGUGGUCUAUGGGUGUGAUCCUGUACGAGUUCCUGGUGGGCUGCGUGCCGUUCUUCGGAGACACGCCGGAGGAACUCUUCGCUCAUACUGUUAACGAUGAUAUAGAGUGGCCCUCAGAGGAAGACUUUCCUAUAGCGAUAGAAGCGAGGACCAUCAUCACGGAACUCCUCGCCAGGAACCCGCGCGACCGCCUCGGUACUGGCGGCACGCAUCAAGUCAAGGAUCACAUAUACUUCUACGGCUUGGAUUGGAAUAAUCUGUUGCGACGUAAGGCGGAGUUCAUACCGCAGCUGGAGAAUGACGAGGAUACCAGUUAUUUUGAUAGUCGCUGUGACCGCUACAACCACAGCGAGGCGGACACGGACGAGGCGGGCGAGGGCGGGGAGCCGGGGGAGGAUCCGCUGUUCGCCGCCUUCUCCUCCACUUCCCCGCAGUGGAGGAGACAUUACCAUCACUCGCAUUCACACUCCCACUCCGUGGUAUCACAUGAUUCCAGGAGCACGGACAGCUGGCCGGGCACGCCGGACAGCGCGGGCCCGCCCACCACGCCCACCGCCCACCACCACCCCAAGUGCCCAUUGGUGGGAACGGGCGGAGGGUCGACAGCGGAGUCUUCACAAACGGAUUCUGACGACGUGUCGCCGGCCGCGCGCCGCCGCGCCGCGCUGCGCCCGCCGCCGCUCGCCGCGCACGCGCACGGACACGCCCACGCGCACGCGCACGCGCACGCACACCCGCACCCGCCCCUGCUGCCUAGGAUAACCGACACUUCGAAGCGUGAAGAUAAGGGUGCCGACAGGGUAGACAAGCCAGAGAAAUCAAAGCCGAUAGCUCUCGCUGCACCUAAAACAAUGCGCCGCUCCGCCAGCACCUCCGGACUCUCCCUUGUUAUACAUCCAGCAGAGGAGGGCGGCGCGGGCGCUGGCGGGGGCGGGGCGGCGUCUCCGUGCGCCGGAAACACCUCCUCCACGAACUCUUCGCGAGACUCCUCCCCUUGUCGCGACCCGCCCUCUCCCUUCGCUAUUGCUAAUCACUCUCUGAUCCAGUCUUCCAAGCCGCCGAUAGUGGUGCGUCGUGGUCCGCGCGGCUUCGGCUUCACGAUACACACCGUGAGAGUCUACUACGGGGACUCCGACUACUAUACUAUGCAUCAUCUCGUCUCUGCGGUGAGUGAGCAAGGCGCGGCGUGGGCGGCCGGCCUGCGCGCGGGAGACCUCAUCACACAGCUUAAUGGAGAGUCCGUGCAGGGACUGCUGCAUACACAGGUGUUGAAGUUACUGUUGACUGCGCCUCAUGCGACAUUACGUGCGACGCCCCUAGACCAAACUACAAUACAGGCGGGAGGGCGUCGCCGCGCGGGAGGGAGGCGGGCCUCCGCGCCGCCCCGCCCCCGGCCGCGCCGCCGCUGCUCGCUGUUCCGACGUAUCUCCACCAAGCGAGCCUCGCAGGAGAUGCACCAGAUGGUGACAGCGGCAGGUAGCGGAGAGUGUUCUUCGUCUCCGGCUGCAUCGCCAGCCACCGACAGCCCGCUGCAUGCCAACACGCACUAUCAGAGGCCGUCGUCGUUGCACGGUCUGAAGCACAAGCUGGGGGCGGGGGAGGUGCGGCGCGCCUCGCUGCAGCACAUGCCGCUCUCGCCCCUCGCGCGCACCCCCUCGCCCUCGCCGCAGCCCGCGCAGCAGCCGGCCUCCCCCACCAGCCGCUGCGAGGCGCGCAGCCCCUCCCCGCUGGCGGCGCGCGAGUGCGGCCGCCGCGCCUGGCCGCGCCGCGACCCCGCCUCGCCGCUGCUGCGCCGCGCACUCUCGCCCGACAGAUUACAUCCGCGAUCGGCUGAGGCGAAGUGCUCCAUUUCGCCUCUCUGCUGUGGGGUGGGCGUGUCCGUGAGCAGCGGGGGCGGGGCGGGCGCGGGCAGGCGGGGCACGGGGUGGCGCGCGCCCGCCCCCGCCCCGCCCACACCCCCGCCCCCUGACAAACCUGAUGAACCGCCAUUGCCGAGGAUCGCAGAGGAAAAAGACUCGCCUACACAUCACGCUGGACAUUCCAAACUACCCACUAGGACCCCAGCAAAGCAGAGUACUCCAAGUAUCUUCACGUCGUCACCUAAGAGUGUAGACAGAGGUGUGGCGGAUGCGAAUGCCUCUUUCGCGUCGCUUUCUCUCUCAGAUGAAUCGUUUAUGGACACAUCUAUUGAUACGUCUAAUUUGGAUACUUCUAGAGAAGUAUUUUUGGAUGAUAGCAGAUCCAGUACAGAACCGAACGUAACAACAGAUAUAAGCAAAAAGACGACCACGACUUUCGAAACAAUGCCAUCUUCAAGUCAAACAGAUCCUCACUCGAAGACCAGACAGACGCCAGAAUCCAGCUCCAAAGAAGAAGACUUGAAGAAAGAAAAAAGCAAAACUAAAGAAAAAUCAGAAUUAAAGAAACAAGAUUCAAUAAAGAAAAUGGAGAUCUCAGAAGUAAAAGAAGAUAAAACGCCAGAAGUUAAAAUAGAGGAGAAACCAAAAGCAGAGAAACCGAUGGAGAGAGUUGGAUCUAUGAAGAAAUCGGAAAAGGCUGAGGCAAAGAAGGAGAAACAAGAAAAGGCGGAAUUGAAGAAGCAAGAGAAGAUAGAAGCAAAGAAGAAUGAGUCCGCAAAAAAGCUAGAAGGUUUGAAGAAACAAGAAUCUGUGGAGAUCAAUAAGUCUCCGGAAGCUGUGGAGUGUGUGGUGGGCGUGGCGGCAGGUGGCGGGGGCGGGGCCGGGGGCGUGUCGGAGGCGGGGCGCGGCCGGAACAGCAUGGUGAGCAAGCUGCUGGGCGUGAUGGGCCGCAAGACGCCGCGCGACCGCGACGACGAUGACCACCGCCCCGCCAAGAAACAGGACAAGCACGCCAAGAAGAAGGGUCAAAAUAACCCUCCAAUCCCACAAGUUGUGGUCGCGUUGCCUCCUAAACCGAACGAACCCGCGCCCGAGCGAGCAUGCGAGAAGACUGACAUCGUAGAAGACAAGAAGACGAAGAAGGGGCGUGGCCGCGCGUCCAGCUCCUCCUCCGGCGAGAAAUGAACCAAUAAACAACAAGGGGCGUGGCCUCGUGAGUAACGCCUCCAUCGAUAUUUAUACUAUUUUCGACUUUUAUAUAAAACAACUUCGACUUUGAAAUUCAAUGUACUGAAUAUUACACCUUAUGUCUUUCGUUUAAGGUCGUAAUUAGCAAAUCCGACGAACCAAAGAUCUACCUAUAACAUCAGAUUGAGAACAAAAUCAGCAUUUGUCUCCCUCUUUUUAAAACCACCAAGAAUAUUUUUACAAAGUCAUUCACUAAGUCGUUCACUAAUUCAUUCAUUCUCUUGUUACUAAACAUAAUUCCAUCGAGUUAUUGAGUAAUUUCUUAAUAUUGUCAAGGAAGUGAAAAUUCUCGCCUUAAAAUAACUAUAAUAAGGCGAGAGUAUUUUAUAAUAUGAGUGUAUUCUUUAUAAACGGCCAAAUACUGAAACGAAUUUUAAAUACUUCGUAAGCGCUUACAAUCUGACUGAGGUCAAAAAAGUAUUUGCAGUUAAAACGUAGCUCUAUCGCUUUAGACGCUUUGAAUUAUUUCAGUAUUCGGCCGUAAAUGUCUUCAUAAUCAAAUUAAUAUUAGUAAUUCGUCUGUAAUGUGACAGAUUCUAUUUUUACUACUAUAUGUGUCUACGAUUUUAUUAGGGCACAGUGCGACAAAUUUAUCUGGCCCGGUAGAUGAUACUAAAUUGUUCGUUUUGUUUUCUGUAAUAUAGACCGACAAAUUUGUCUGACCCGGUGUCAGUGAAAGUUACUUUAGCACACUAGCGCCCCCUCUGUGUCAUAAAUUGUUUGGCGGACUGUGGCUAAUUAAUUCUUUGUCUGUUUUUGUGUGUGUCAAAUUCUACGACUGUUUUUUUCUGGCAAAGGUAAUCGCGAUAACAGCGCCAUCUAUGGGCCAAAUAAGUUUGUACCACUAUAAGCAAUUUUUUCUACUAAAUGUCUUCGGUGUUGUAUAGGAAUGUAAUGUUAGCUUUUUUUAGACUAUACUUAGUGUUUAGAAGAACUGUAACUAUUUUCAGCUGAUCUCUUAAUGAUUUUGAGGUUAUAAAUGUCUAACAGAUUAAAAAAUAUAAUAAUGCUGUUGGUUACGUGAAAAAUUAGUACCAAAAUUUAAAAAAAUCUAUGUAUAUUGUCUACAUUUAAAGAAUUGUCUACAAGUCGUGAUGAAAACCAAAAUGAACGUUAUAAAAAGCUAGCUUUUUCUCUAAUAGACAGAAAAAGAUAUCGGACUCGGUAUUAACUAAAUUAUGACAGCCCAUUAAAGCCGCUGUUAAUUAAAAAAAAUCACAAAAGCGUAGGUAUUUUGUCAUUUUUACGUCAUUUUUAAUGUCCGUUUACAUACUACAGAACUAACAGCAACGACACACCGGAUCAGAUAUCCUUGUUUGACUAUACUAAAGAUGGCAGAUGUGACGUAUUGCGUUCUGAUUGGUUAGUGUACACACGUCAUCGUGACGUAUUGAUUUCCUAUUGGUUUGUUAUGUUAAUGUGUUCGCUGAUUGGCUAUUUGGAUUUAUUAGUAAAUUGUGAAAUUGUAUAAGCUUAAAAAGUACGCUACGGCUGAGUAAUUACUGUUCAUUGUUAAAUUUUGUUACUCAACAUGUUUUUCUGCAGUGGAAACAAAUCUUAUGACAUGUUUUUGAAUUAUUGAGGCUUUGUAUAGUAUGAAAUGUUUAUCAAUUUAACUGCAGAUUUGCCUAGAAAUUUCAUUCUUACAAAAACUAGCAUUGAAAGUGUUUAACUUUUAUAAAUUGUUUUAUUUUCCAGUAUUAUUGUUGAGGCGUAAAGGUUAUUUUUUCUAAAAAAAUUCUAAGAAUUACACGCUUUUUGUAUUAAUUUUUCGCGAAUUUCUCGUAUCCUUUAGAUUUAGGAACAUUGUGUGAUAUUUUAAUUCAUACCUAUUAUAUAAAAUUUAGGUUGUGUUUUUUCAUUUCUUAUUUUCAUUGUUCUAUACUUG